Molecule: messenger RNA, 7193 nt
Organism: Cheilinus undulatus (humphead wrasse)
Lineage: Eukaryota; Metazoa; Chordata; Actinopteri; Labriformes; Labridae
Product: GTPase IMAP family member 8-like
Exons: 8
Coding region: 183-3776 (1197 amino acids)
Molecular function (GO): GTP binding
Source: RefSeq, a predicted model, not a curated record
CAUGAGAGGCUUUAUAGGACUCUGUUUUAGUCAGAUGUAUCAUGACCAUUGUGGGAGGGUUUUUCCUUUAUUCUAGACUUCAUCUGCACUUGUUCUUUUCCAUUCAGUUCCACUGCUGAGUUUGCUGCUUUCAACUAUUUAACAGGUUUGGUAGCCUCUGAUGUUUCCAGCAGAGUGAAAUCAUGAUGUUUGGAGCAGAAUCUCAGGCUUGGCGCUCAGAGGGAGAUGCAUCUGCAGAUGAUCUGCCUCCUCUGAGACACCAUGGGAGCAAUCACUGGUUGCCACCUGACAUGCCGGACCUUAAGGUUGUUCUACUGGGGAACAGCUGGUCUGAGAGAAGAUCAGUGGGAAACUUUAUCCUGGGAGAGAAUGUGUUCAACCACGAGGAGGAGCAAGUAAACUGUUACAGAAUCAGUGGAACGGUGGAGGGAAACAGUGUAGCUCUUAUCGACACCCCAGAUCUAAUGAAAUGCAACAAAUCUCAAGAACUGACUAAUCAUGCCAAAGACUGUGCAACAAUCUGUAAUCCUGGACCUCAUGUGUUCCUGCUGGUUUUACAGCCUGAAGACUUCACUGAGGAACACAAAGACAGUCUCUGCAGAGUCCUUGAAUAUUUCAGUGAUCAAUCAUUUGAUCAUUCAUUCUUACUGAUAUCAACACCAAGAGAGGAGAGUUUAGGUUUAAAGAAAGAUUACAAGUCACUUCCUCCAUUAAAAGACAUGAUCGAAAAGUGUAAAUACAGAUACUUGGAUAGAGAGAACCUUGAACCUCUAGAGCUGCUGACGCGUUUGGGUCAAACUGCAAAGGAGAACAAUGGAGAUCACGUCAGCUUUAAAACACUUGAUGCAGCAGCUACACUAUCAGGUCAUCAUCAAAGCUCUCUUCUAGGUAGAGUUAAGACUGUUGGGAUAACUGCAGCCAAAAAAAUUAUGCCACAAAACUUGGUCUCAGGAAAAAGUCCUGAGAGUCAGACAUCAGCAAUUGGAGUUGUCCUUCUGGGAAAAAGUGAUGGCAAACAGACAAAACUUGGUAACAUCAUCAUCAAAGACCAUCCUUUCCAUAAACAAAAACUUCAGACCAAACACUCAGAGGCCCACACUGGGAAUUGGAAAGGAAAACCAGUAACAGUAGUGAAAACUCCAGACAUGUUCAGUCUGUCUGUGGAGGCUGUGAGGAGAGAGGUGAAGAGCUGUGUGAGUCUUUGUCCUCCUGGACCAAAUGUUCUGCUGCUGUUAGUGAAACCUUCUGAUUUCACUGAAGAGAACAGACAAACACUGAAGAUCAUCCUGAGUUUGUUUGGUCAAGAUGUUUUCAAACACUCAAUGGUCAUCAUGACACACAGAGAGGAUAUACAAAGACCUGUAAAGAAGCUGAUUGAAGACUGUGGAGGAAGAUGCAGCUAUAUGUUUGAAGAUGAUCAGAGUCUGUUAAUGGAGAGGAUAAAAAACAUUGUAUGUGAGACCAAGGGAAACUUCCUCACUUUCACUGAAGAGUCCACAAGACCAAAGUCUAAACUCAACAAACCAGCUCUAAACCUGGUUCUGUGUGGGAGAAAAGGAUCAGAGAAGGCUUCAGCAGCAAAGGCCAUUUUAGGUCAGACAGGAUUUUAUUCAGCCUCCAGCUCAUCAGAGUGUGUUAAACAUCAGGGAGAGGUUUGUGGACGUUGGGUUUCCCUGGUGGAGCUUCCUGCCUUGUAUGAAAAACCUCUGCAGGAAGUGAUGAAGGAAUCAAUCAGAUGCGUCUCACUCUGUGAUCCUGAAGGUGUCCACGCCUUCAUCCUGGUCCUACCUGUGGGUCCACUCACUGAUGAGGACAAGGGAGAGUUAGAGGCCAUCCAGAACACAUUUGGGUCUCAAGUCAGUGACUUCACAAUGAUUCUGUUCACUAUUGACUCGGAUCCUUCAGCUCCACAAGUUGUCGACUUUCUUGAGAAAAGCAUGGACAUCCAGGAGCUCAUUAAGCGCUGUAGAGGAUCUUUUGUUCUCAACACCAGAGACAGGCAGCAGAUCCCAGAGCUGUUUGAUAAUCUAGACAGACAGAGAACUGGAUUCAGCUACACAACAAAAACAUUUGUGCAUGCUCAAAUAGAAAAGAUCAUCACACAACAGGCUGGCACUCGGGAGGUUGAUGAUAAGCUGAACCAAAACUGUCUCAGGAUUGUGCUACUAGGGAAGACUGGCAGUGGAAAGAGCUCUUCAGGAAACACCAUUCUGGGAAGAGAGGAGUUUAAAUCUGAACCAAGCCAAAAAUCAGUCACCAAACACUGUCAGAAAGCUCAUGUUGAAGUGAACGGUUGUCGUAUCUCUGUAGUCGACACUCCUGGUCUGUUUGACACAACCUUGUCAAAUGAAGAGGUUCAUGAUGAGAUGAUUAAAUGCAUCAGUCUUCUGGCUCCAGGACCACAUGUCUUCUUAAUGGUGUUAAACAUCGGCAGAUUCACAGAUGAAGAGAAGAAGACAGUAAAACUCAUCAAAAAAGGCUUUGGGAAGAAUGCUGAGAAGUUCACCAUCAUACUUUUGACUGGAGGAGAUAACCUGAAGUAUGAGAAACACUCUAUUGAAGAGUACAUUAAAAACAGUUGUGAUGAGCCUUUUCAGAAGCUGAUUGCUGACUGUGGAGGAAGAUACCAUCUGUUUGAUAACCGUGAGAAACAAAACCAAGAACAGGUCAGUGAGCUGAUCGCCAAGAUCGACUCAAUGGUAAGAGAAAAUGGAGGCAACUGCUACACCAAUGAGAUGCUGCAAGAAGCUGAAGCAGCGAUAAUAAAAGAGAAAGAGAGGAUCCUAAAGGAGAAGGAAGAAGAGAUGAGGAAGGAAAUGGAAGAACUUCAAAGAAAACAUGAAGAAGAAAUGGAAGAAAUAGAAAGAAGAAUAGAAGAACAACAAGCAGAAACUGAAAUGCAGAGAGAGCAGAGAGAGAAACAACUUAAGGAAAAGAAAGAACAAAGCAUCAACCAAGCGGGAGAAGAGAGAAGGGAAAAGCAGAGAACUAGAGAAGAGGAAGACGAGAGGAAAAAGCAAGAGGAUGAAAAUCAAAGACAGGAGUGGGAACAGAAACUUGCUGAUUUAGAGAAAAUGAAACAGUCAGAAUCAGAGGAAAGCAAGAGAAAACUGGAGGAAGCUGAAGAAAAUCUGAAGAAAGAAAGAGAUGACUGGGAGAAAAAACAAAAGGAAUGGUGGGAAGAACGAUAUAAAGAACAUAAACAGAUACGACAUGAGGAAGAACUGAAACGAAUAAAGCUCCAAGAAGAAUAUGAAAGGGAAAAAGAAAAGAAUGAAAGGAAAAGAGAAGAAGAAGACCAAAAGAGAAGAGAAGAAGAAGAAAAAGAGAAAAAAGCUAUUGAGGAAAACCACAAGGCAGAAAUGGAGAACCUGAAGAAAACAUUUGAAGAAGAAGCCAGAAAGAAAGCUGAAGAGUUCAAUGAAUUCAAAGAGAAAAACCAAAAGGAAUAUGCAGCUCAGAAAGAGGAGCAUGAGAAACAGAUGAAAGACAAAGAUCAGGAAUACGAUCUCUUACAAGCACUCUCAGCCCACAAAGAAGAAAAGUUAAAGGAAAAACAUCGAGAUGAACUAUAUAACGUGGUAAAAUGUGUGGCGAAAAAUAAAAGAAAUGUGAAAAAAAUCAGCAACUUACUGGAAAAACAUGAGAAAGAGAUGAAGAGGGUGAAAACAGAGGAAGAAAAGAAAACCCUGCAGGACAAACAUGAAACAGAAAUAACUGAUCAUUUACAGAAAUUCAUGGAUGAUGUGGACACAACAUGGUGUUCAAUUCUAUGAAACGUCAUUAAUGAAGAUAAAAUGAUGCAUUUACUCUCCAUGGCAGAGCAGUUUCAGAUGUGACUGUUUUUUUGCCUUCAUUUGGUUUUCAAGGAAGAAACUUGAAAGAAUCUUAAAUCUGACAUAUUUUAAGCAGGAAGUGGCCAGUGUUUACCAGACAGUAGUUUAGUUUGUUGACAGUAUGGUAAACUACCAUUUCAUACAAAAAUCUGUAAAUAAUGCAAAAAUUAAGACAAGAGUACCGUAGCCUGCACCAGCUAAGUACCAUCUUAGGAUCUGACGUAGAGUCCACACUAAACCCUACGCUGAAGCGAGUAAAGUUAUAACUAAAGUUGUGUUUAAGCUUUAUGUCAAAUUAAUACAAAUAUUUUUUGCUGUUAUGACUCAGUGAAAAUUAUUUUUUCAACCCAGUGUUUGCUAGAGAUGCUGACAGCUAAAAAUAACAUGCUAACUGCUGUUAAUCCUCAAAGACAUUUUGCAUCGGUGAUUAAUAAAACCUACAGACUAAACUUUAAAACUAUAUCAAAUAUUAACACUGAACUCACUGCUCAUGGAAAACAACAGUGAUACUGAUCAUUGAGAACACACUACUGACACCAAAUUGCCAGUAAUAUCUUUUGCUCCUCGUCACCCUCAGAGUUAUCCCGUCUUUCAGAACUAUCACUAUGACAGCCAUAUUUUACUAAGGACUUUAGGCCUAGUAGGAGGCAGGUGAAAGAUUUAAGUUAUAACUUCAGCCAACAUUGAAACUAUCUCAGCUGGUGCAACCCCUUCAAUGUUAGGAGAGCAUAAACUCUGUCAUAAGUAAGAAGUUAUGUUCAAACUAGGCUAUGUUUGAACUUACACACAGCUGCUGCAUCCCAUAGCUGUAGAUUUCUGUCUUGGUGUUUGCAUCCCAAGACAAAACAUUUUUUUUCUGCACAGUUAAAAUCAGGCUUUAAAGGCUGAAUGACUCGCUGCAAGUCAGCUUUGUGAAAUCUUGAUCUUUUUCUCUGUGCUUUAGUUUUUGGCCAAUAUUUGGUGUUUUAAAACAGCCACAACAAGAACCUGUUGUUCUGCUGACAUAACAUGUAUGCUCUGUUGUUUGUUGAUCCUGACUGCUUUGUUUGAAAUUAUGCGUUUUCUGUCGUUUUCUCUUUUUUCAUUAUCACACUGGGUAAAAACUGGAUCAGCCCAGAAAAAAAUGACCUCAACAGCUGGAGGUUUGUCAAACUAAGGAUUUUUUUUUCUUUUGUAGAUAAGAGAAUAAUGAUUUUAGUUGAGAUGAGAGAAAUGGAAUGAAAAUAAACUUAUCUGCUCUAGGUAUCACAUAUGUAAUGGAAUCAACUCUGUUCUGUAUUUCAUCCUUGGUUUCUGGUUUUUGGUGUGAUUUGAUGUGAAAACAUGAAUUAAAUGUUUCCCCACUGUGCUGUACAGAAUGUUACCAGUACAACUAAAUAAAACUGAGCAGUGCUCCCUUUUAUAUUUACACACUAUAUACACUUUUGAAAAGGUUGGGUGUUCUGUUGGAAGCAGAUGUUUAUUUCCUCAGUAUGAUUGUAUUUCUUUGAUAUUCACAUGCUGCACAUAAGAAUGGCAAGAAAUGGCUAUUUAUCACAACAGCAGAAUUUUAGGAGUGUAACUUAAAAUUUGCUGAGGGGGAUGGAUUUAAAUUUAACUCACCACGAAAUAAUGACAGAUUAGGGUAAGGGGCAGGGGGAUAAAAUUAAAAGUUACACACCACAAAUUAAGAAAAAAACUCUGACAGUUGAAGUCACCCCCUUGUAGAGGUCUGCAACAGAUGAGCCCCGAAGUAUGCAGCCAAAUGCCUCUUGUUUUAUUAUUAAAGAUCAGUUUUUAGCUGGUUUAAUUCUCAUCUUUCUCAUGGAGAAAAGAUAGCCUCUAAGAUCUGUAGUCAUAGUUUUUGUAGAUCAGCCUGUGUAUUCAUAUUUUUCUUUAUUGAUCCACCAGGGACACCGUACUUGUAAGCUUGCCUUCUCUCUCACACUCUGUCAAUAUUUGGUGCCAUGUUUGUUAUGAAAUGUAGUUAUUGAACCAAGUUUCAAACUUCACCACUGCUUCUGGUUCAAGAGAACCUUGUUUGUAAAAAUCUUUUCGCUUUAUUAUUUCUAAAGAAAGUAAAUAUAGUUUUUAAAUGUUGUGUAUAAUUUCAACCAGGCAUCAAUCUAUGCACAUUACUUUAGUGUUAAACUUUCUCCCUCUGCAACUUCUCCACAGUUUAAUAUCAGUGUAUUUGCUAUCAGGUAAAAAUAAGUUUUAAUGGAACAGUUCAGAGAAGGAAACAUUUUUACAACUUUUUUUACAAGCUCUCAGCUUUUUGCUCUUAGUCCAACACACACUCUGACACAACACACAGAAGCACACAAACGUGCUCCUGUACAACAGUUAGAUCUUUAAUAAAUCCUAAACAUGACUGUCAUUCACAUGAGCGUCCCUGACAAUUUCUAAAUUCUAAACUGUCCAGGGCCUUUACCCAAACAUUACAGAACACAGAAGAAAGUCCUCUCUUGUUUUUCUUUUUAAAUAAUGUUUCAAAAUUUGGGGCCCCUGCCAGACAUGAGCCGGACUCUUUGGAUCUUCCUGUUGUGAUGUAGGCUGAUUUUUCUUAAGCAUAUUCAGUCACUAUGCAUAGCUUAAUCUGCAUGUGCUGGUUUUUCUAAAUUUAAUACACUAAAGGUGAGGUCUAUCAAAGCAGACCAGUCUUAAUAUUGAUGUUGAACAAAAUAGUUCUAAGGUAAAAAUACUGUUUACAAUAAGAGCCAUUAAUAUUCAUUAUUGACCACGACACAGUUUUGUUUAAAUGUUUACCUUUCAUGGAGAAUCUUCUUUUAUUUUAUUUAAGGAUUUUAUUUUUAUUCAGUGGUUGGAUAAAUGACGUGGCAUGCAUAUUCUUGUCUAUUAUUUUCUUUGGAAAAUGCCAUAUCUCAAUUUGUUCUACAAAACCUACCUUGAUUGAAAUGGUUCUAAGUCACUGGUUUUCAAAGUGUAAGGCGGGCCUCCCCUGGGGGGCGCCACAGAACUUCAGGGGAGGCGCGGAACCAUAAACCAGAAAAAAAAGGUGAUUUGCUUUGCUAACCUCUGCUGUGCAUGGAGCAAAAUGGAUAGACUUAUAGUUACUUUAGGGACUAUGCUAUAGAGUCAACUGUUCAAGUUAGGAUUUUCCUGUUUUGUUCUUUAAAUAAGAGAAGAAUAAUGUUACCUGUGAUGAAAGAAAUGAAAUGUUAAACUAAAUGAAAAGUCAACUAGAAAUCAAAUAUAAUGAUGACAUUACAGACAGUAUGUACCCUGAUUUUUUCUGUUUUAUAUCAUGCUGAAGAAAAGAUGGUCUAAACUGAUGUUAUCCACUUUGGACAGAAUUCUUUGUUGUAAUUUGAUGUGAAAACAUGAAUAAAAUGUUUCCCUGCAGUGCUGUAAGGA